Molecule: messenger RNA, 1323 nt
Organism: Procambarus clarkii (red swamp crayfish)
Lineage: Eukaryota; Metazoa; Arthropoda; Malacostraca; Decapoda; Cambaridae
Gene: Pex12
Product: peroxin 12
Biological process (GO): protein import into peroxisome matrix; protein monoubiquitination
Cellular component (GO): peroxisomal membrane; peroxisomal importomer complex
Molecular function (GO): protein binding; zinc ion binding; ubiquitin-protein transferase activity
Source: RefSeq, a predicted model, not a curated record
UGAAGAAGGCUGAAGCCAGAGCCAGAGGUAGGAACACGGACAGUGUGGUCCUGCUCAUGUAAACAUGGCUGAGUUUGGGGCCCAUAUUACCAUCACAGCAAGGAACCGUCCCUCAAUAUUCGAUGUCGUGGCCCAAGAUGGUCUUAUGUCCACCCUACAGCCAGCUGUGAAACAUGUUCUGAAGGUGAUAGCAGAAAGCAAUCCUGAGAAAUAUGGAUGGUGUCUGAAGUAUAGCAGUGAAUUAUUUGUAGCAUUUAAUCUUGUUAUACAACAUCACUACUUAUCUAAUUAUGGAGCAUCAUUUGCUGAAAAUUUUUAUGAUCUGAAGAGAGUCCCUCUGAAGACAGAAAGGCACCUAAAACCACUAACUCUGUCAAAUACUGCAUACUUGAAGUCACUAUCAACAAUUGUAGCUUUUCCAUAUUUUUGGAGUCAAAUGGACAGCAUUUAUCAAGAUGUGCAAGAUAAGGAUGCUGAUGGUAGACUUUCAGAUAAGGGAUGGAUAAAUGACUUGCAGAAGCUGUUGCUGAAACUGUGGCCUUUUGUGCAUUUCUCAUGGGAGCUCCUAACACUUACAUUUUAUAUCAGAUAUUUAAUAGGGAAGAGUCGAUUUCAUAGUCCUUUAUUGCUACUUUGUGGAGUUCGUCUUGAAAACCUUGACAAGGAAGACUAUGAAAUCAUUGAUAUGAGAACAGAAAAAUUGCUUUCCUUCAGAAGUAUAAGAGGCCUACAAGAUCUUGGUCAGUGGCUAAUUGAAAGAAUUGGUUCUUCCUUGAUGAACUCUUUAGAAGUUGGGGCUUUCUUCCUCCAGUUUCUUGAUUGGUUUUAUUCAAGUAGUAACACUCCAAGAUCCCUCAUAACACAGCCCAUCCCACCACCACCUCAGACUGUGGGAGUACAAAAGAUUGGUGGCUUGAAGACUGAAGAUUGUCCAAUAUGCCUGAAGACAAGAAGGCAAGAUACUGUUCUGUCUGUUUCAGGGUAUGUGUUCUGUUAUAGCUGCAUCUUGCCUUUUGUGAGACGGGAAGGCAAGUGCCCCGUCACGGAUUAUCCGGCAUCUACUACUCAGCUCAUCCGAAUAUACCAAGAACUGUGAUUCUUUUUGUUUUGUACAAUUGUAAUUUUAUAUAUUAUUUAGGACAGUGUUAUACUUAUUUUAAGGAGAUAAUUUUCCAGAAUGGAUUAAACAAAAAAUAUUUAUAAAAUGAUCAUAAAAUAUUAUAUUCAUUAAAUCUUUUAAAAUACUAUGUUCAUAAAAUAUUAUAUUAAUAAAAUAAUAAAUGGCUAUAUUUUGUAAGACAAAAUAAAAAAAUCUGAAAUUGU